AUGGAGCUGGAAAGGCAUGCCUUCAUUGAAAUGAGUGAAAUCGAUUUAAAUGCCGUCACAACAGCGGCGACUUCAUCGUCAGCGACAUCAUCGUUGUCGUCGUCGUCUUUUGAGAAGUCAGACAGUUUUAAGAAGAAAAUUAAGCCUAUAAUUAAAGAUAGCGAGGAUGAAGAAAACCUCGAGGCGAAAAUUGAAGAAACCAGUCUAUCAGAAUCGAUUGAUUACAAUGUUGCACCUGUAGCUACUAGCAAAAAAAUUUUAACAGAGGAGGAACAAGAACAACAAGGGAAUGCAUUAAUUCACUACGCUGUCAGAGCAGGUCAUAUUGAUAUAGUAGCCUUUUUACUGGAAAAUAAAGUUGAUCCUAACACUGCUAAUCCGAGUGGAAAUACAGCGUUACACUUUGCAUGUCAGUUCAACCAGCCAAUCACAGCCCUUAUGCUGAUCAACUUUGGUUGUAGGCUAGAUCUUAAAAAUAGCAGGCAGGAGACCCCAAUACAUUUAGCGGCCAGAUUUGGAAGCUGCGAAGUGGUCAGGACGUUGAUGCUGCAUGGAGCCAAGAUCGAAAAAACUGAUAAGGAUGGAUAUAGACCGGCUGAUUUAGCUAAAGAUCCAAAUGUUGUAAAAUUGUUUUCUCAAUACAGACAGAUCAUAAAUACCGGCUCGGGACAGAAUAAAAAAUUCGAAUUGAGGAAGCAAUUGGCUCCGAGUGAGAGACCACUGGCUCGGUUAAAAAUAUCGGUACUCGGUAAUAGCGGCGUCGGUAAAACGACGCUUAUCGAAUCUCUGAAAUGCGAAGCAACAACAGCCUUGAACGAUCCGAUGGGCGGAUUUAAACUGGACAGCAACAACAACGCCAACGUUCAAAAUUACAACCACACCAAAGGUGUUAACAUUCAGAAAACCACGAUUUCAGACGUUGGUGAAGUGAUGUUCCUAGAUUUCUCCGGCUUGGAAUCAUAUUACGACCAGUACAGCCUGUUCCUGGGAGAUUCAAGUUGCGCGCACAUCAUUGUUCUGAGUUUGAACGACAGUGAAUCAGUCAGGAAUAAGCAGGUCGAUUUCUGGCUCGAGUUUAUAAGGGUGAGGAUGUCACCGAAAGAACCGAUCGGAUUUGCCGGCUGCAACAUGUGGGCUCCUAACAUUUUCAUCGUCCUAACAAACCCCAAUGAGAGCAACUGCUCUAAAAACGAGAAAGGCGAAUGGUACCUUAAAACGGAAAGCACCUUUUUCAGCACCCUCCUUGAAAAGUUCGAAAGAGAUGUUAUAAUAAAUCAACCUCUAUUUAUUCUCGACGCCCAACUGCCUAGCUCCAAUGAAAUGAAAGAAUUGAAGAAGAUUCUAGCAAAGUUGAAGGAUUAUAUUGGAAAUUUCUUGCCAACAAGAAUUGGAUGCCUGGAGCAAACUCUCCUGGAAUUCCCAGCAUUCGUUCAGGAUCACAUCUCAUUCCCCGUCGUUUGGUUCAAAGAGUUUGCCGAUUUUGUUAGAGAGAAAGUGAAUCUGUUUGCGUCUGACGAGAACAUACGCGAACUCCUCGUCCAAAUGCAACUCAUGGGAGAGGUGAUAUGCUUUGGAUCGGAGCCUCAGGACAUGGUGGUUCUCAACCCGAACUGGCUGGGAACAGAAAUCAUCGGCAGGCUGCUGUCCAGAGAACAUCUCCAGGCAUGCAACACGUGGUCAGGGUUCCUUCAAGUACCUUUCCUUGAAAGUAUCUUUCAAAAGAUGGAUGUUCCGAAAAUUACGAAACUCUUGAAAUCGUUGGAUGUAGCGUUUGAUAGGACAGUGAACAACAACGUCGAAUAUUACGUACAUGCCUACAACAAAACUGAUUUCAAAUCAAUGGCCGAUGACAUUGUGGAAGUUAAAAGGUCGGCGCCACUCAAAUGUUCGAUAAAAAUCGCCACACCGCAGCCCAUAAACAACCAAUUCCAGUACAUCCUGUCUCAUGUUCUCGUGUCCCUACAUAGGAUCCUUCAAAGUGAAAAAAGCGAAUUCAGUCAGUGGAUGAACGCCUGCAGAGUGCACGACUCAGGCAAAACUGCCAUCAUCGAACUGGAAAACAGUAAGUUCAGUACUGGAUUCAUCGUGCAUUGCUACUCCAACGAUAGCGAUGCGAUGAAGUUGUUUGCAUUCUGUGAGACUAUAUGUGCGAUCAUUUUUAGCUCAGUUGAUCAGCAAUGUCCUGGCUUAUUCCUUCAACGACUGCCUGCUUCUUGGGUCGAUUCAAGUGCAAAUAACCCGCACCAAUCAAAUAUUUCAUUCUAUAAGGCUGAGUCAAUUCUCACGAAUGUCUUCAAGAAUCAGAGCGAUACGGUGAAGAUUGACGAAUUAUCAAAAGAAGAGAGAUUGGUUGAUGUGUUGGCAUUCGGAUCGCAAGAAACUUUCGAUAAACUUCAACUCGGUAUAGACGCGCACAUCUCUUGUUUGUCCUAUUACACCAGAUGUCAGAUCGCCUGGUUGCUCGAUAAAGAUAUCGAUCUUUGCAAAAUUUUAGCCGAACUAUUGAAAAUCGAUGAAAAAGUGGUACCUAUCGAGCCUGGAACUGUUAGUAUAUUCGACCGAUUCAUGUCUUACUGGAAUUACAUCCCUGAUAUGACUGUGAGGAAGUUUUGUGAAGCACUGGAAGAUGCGGAUUACGGAAAAUACGUUGAGCUGGUCCUGAAAUUGACUCCCAUCUUCGUGUAUGGACCCAUCCCACCAGAUCAGUUCAACAAUCCUAAUUUGAAAUCGGAUGAACGGCCACUAUCCCAAUCUCUGGUUGAAGGGGAAGAAUAAUUAUCUGAUUUUUUCAAUUUAUUAGUUUGAUUAAUUAAUUAAUUAACUUAUGUAUUUAUUAAAAAUAUUUUAUUUAUUAAUUUCGAAGGUUUCAAUUUUUCAAUCAGUUCUGACUAAUUUAAUAAUUUAUAUGUAACGUCUAAAUGUACCUACCUAUCAAAUACAAACCUUCACACACAUACAUAGACGUACACACACAUACAUAGACGUACACACACAUACAUAUACACGGAAAUGAUAAACUCUUUGUUAAUUUUGUUAAGUUUGUCUGUAAAAUAAAGUGAAUAAACCAUAAAAUCGUC
Messenger RNA from Helobdella robusta, 3077 nucleotides. RefSeq lists its product as hypothetical. Gene Ontology annotation, molecular function: protein binding. Lineage: Eukaryota; Metazoa; Annelida; Clitellata; Rhynchobdellida; Glossiphoniidae. The coding region runs from base 1 to 2775 and encodes 924 amino acids. The record is from RefSeq and is a predicted model, not a curated record. The transcript is spliced from 12 exons.